AUGGAAUCAAAUUUUGUGCAAGCCGAUAACAGCAACUUGCCUAAGAUAGACGGAUUUAUGGUUGCAGAUUUCUUUAAGAAUAACGCUGAUUACUAUGCUGCAGAACAUAAGAAUGUGAAAACAGCAGUGUCUGCAAGGGAAUCCUAUGGAGACGAUGCGAUUGGCUAUGUCCAACUACAACGGGAGCAUGGGGUUUGUACAGUUAAGUGUAAAAUGUGCCCAGAGCAUAAAGUUAGAACCAAACCAUAUAAUGUGACGAUGAUUAUUAAUGAAAAUGACAGCGAAAUUAUGAGCUGUCAAUGCCACGACUGUGCUGCUUCAGCUGGAGGAUGCAAGCAUGCAGUUGCUUUUUUGAUGUGGGUCCUUCGCCGUUCUGAUGAACCUGCAUGUACUUCCAUAGAGUGCUAUUGGAAAAAGCCUACAUUGUCCAAAGUAGGGACUACGCUAAAAUAUAUUACUGUGCAGCAGAUGUCUAAAAAAGAAGUACCUCACAGACCGAGUUCAUCAGCACUUUAUACUGAAUUUAUUUCAGAAGCCAAAAAGAGAAAAAUUGAUAACUGUGAAUUGCUAAAAUAUCAGCAUGAUUUUAAGCAUAGUAAUGUGAUGCAGUAUUCAUUGCACUGUUUAGUAAUGGACCAAUCUCCAGAAAUUAAAGCAGAUGUAGACAAGUUUAUUGACGUGAUGAAAGCAACAUUUACUGAAGCUGUGAUAAGUACUAUUGAAGAAGCAACAAGGAGGCAGAACAAAAGCAGCUUGUGGUAUGAGAUGCGAUAUGGCCGUAUCACAGCUUCAAGGGCACAUGAAGUAAGUGUUUGUCAUACACCAGAUGGUUCAUUGGUGGCUUCUAUCAUGGGGGCAAAAAUACCUGAUACAGCUGCAAUGAGAAGAGGUAGAAAUUUAGAACUGUCUGUCCGAAAGACAGUCAGUAAUAUAUUGAAAAGAAAAAUCACCCCAUGUGGGCUUUAUGUGUGCAAAGAGAAUCCCAUGAUUGCGGCAUCACCUGAUGGUUUAAUAAAAGGUGCCGUUAUUGAAAUAAAAUGCCCUAGCAAGGCAAAAGCAAAAGACAGUUAUUUGAAAAACGGUGUUAUCACAGAAAAAUGUAAGGCACAGGUGCAUCUGCAAAUGUAUGCAACAGGGGUAAAAAAGAGCUAUUUUUGUGUUGCUGAUAGCAACUUUGAAGAAACGAAAAAUGUUGACAUUAUUUUAGUGACAUAUGAUAGUGAUUAUGUUAAUAACUUAAUACCAAAGUUAGCUACUUUUUGGCAAACAAAUAUUUACCCUAUUUUGUAUGGUACCAGUCUGUGA
Parnassius mnemosyne (clouded apollo) is the source of this 1305-nucleotide messenger RNA. The record is from the annotation of a GenBank genome assembly. Lineage: Eukaryota; Metazoa; Arthropoda; Insecta; Lepidoptera; Papilionidae.